GAAGUGUUUCCUACAUAGCAUCAAUAGUUUACCUAGUAAUUUUGUUGUUUUUGGAACAGGAUAUGGGUUGCGUAUAUACAUGUUAGUGAAUUAUAGAUAUAUAAUAAGUCGCCAAGUUUAAAUACAGAUAUGAAGUCGGAAGACAAGAUUAACGACAAGCGACAACUAUAUCUGGUUUAAUACUAUGGCUGACCAAAUAAAAGUAUUUACUAGUUUUAACAAGUCUCUAGAUAUACAAACACAAACAAAUAAAUCUACUAAAGCGAUUGAUUCAGAAGAGACGAAAGUAAAUCGACGUUAUUCGAAAUUUACAGCCAAAGUAUUUCCAGCUAAGACAACGAAAGGGAAAAAUGUAUCAGGUCUACGAGUUAUUUUGCACAACACCCUGACACCAAAGGAUGGUACAGGGAUUGAGCUGUUAUUUGCUGUAAAGAAUAAGAUGAAAACAGAAGCUUUAAAACUCAUCGACAACGGAGCUGAUAUACAUUGUCUUGAUCAAACAAAAUGUAAUGUCAUACAUUAUGCUGCCUUAGCAGGAUAUGACGAUUUGAUUUUACAAUGUCUUUCCAAAGGUACCAGUGUACACAUCCGGGAUUGUAACGGCGAUACAGUGCUUCAUAAAGCUGCACGAUCGGGCAAUGAGACAACCAUUGUCGCUUUGGUGGCAAAUGACGCAAAUGUUAAUGCAUUAAACUUGCAAGGUCAGACUCCGUUGGAGCUAGCUGUCAUGAAAAAGCAUGUGAAGGUUAUCGAUGCUUUGUGUCUAUUUGGAGCAGAUCUUGUCAUGCAAGACUGGCAAUGGUUAGAAGAAACAAUACAGUCAAAGAAAAUGAGAGAUCAAGACAUUGUUGAGACAUUCAAGAGGCAAAACUGUCGUGUUGCUGGUUAUAAGCAUGGUGGCAUAAAAUUCGCUGUUAAACACAUUGAAGCUGAAAAUGAUACGGAUAUGAAGAAAUUAGGAGCGACACUUCUGUCACAGAAUUUCCAACAUCUACCAUACUUCAUCUACUGUUCCAAAAUUCAUGUAGAAUACACGAAUAUCCGUCAGUAUAUCAGUGAAGGCGAAGAGUUGUUCAGUGAUAUAUUCGAAUGUAAAACAUGGGGGUUUUCUGGUAAUACAGUCACUUUGAAACUAAAGCUUAAUGGAGUUCCAAGGCGCAACGAAACAUUGAAAGCCAUUUCUCCUGAUGGAAAUGUAGCACAUAUCGACAGCUCUACUCGGUUUAAAAGGAAAAACCACACCGAUGUUACUGUAACUGUCAACAUCAAACAUGGUGCAGUUAUUUCAUUUAUGUUUGUUACCGUUGUACAACCAGAGGUAUUCACCAUCUUGCAUGAGUCGGUGAUCAUUCAACCGAAGAUGGAACCAGGUGCUGAAUUAGAUAUACCCAAGGACACUUUUGAUUCUCCCGGACAUCUUCUGUUUAAUGUUUUGGAGACAAAAGAUGUAAAUAUUGCAGUUACAGAUCCGAACAAGGAAGUGACACUAGUUACAAAUAUCAUUGAAAUUUCCAUGAGUAACCAUCAACAACCUAAAAAACCAAUCGACAUAAAGUUACCAACGCAUUCGAUGAUAAACGACGACAAUGAAAUAGUAAUAUUAACGUCGUCAAAAGAAUAUCCAGAGGAAAUAAAAGAUUGGAAAAUUAUUGCUGCUCAAAGAGAUAGUCGACAUAGAAGUGCUUCUUUCAAAAUCACACACUUCUCUAUAUAUACAGGUGUAACAAAGAAAAAGGUGGAUACGGAUAUGAUCGGCGUUUGUAAGGAGAUCAAAAAAGCUUUGAAUAAAGAACGAAAAAUCGAGUUCUUUGCACUAGCAAAAGCAAUUUCCUGGGACGAAUACGCAAUUGUUAUAGAAUGUGCAUUAGAGAGAAAGGCAUCAAAUAGAAAGAAAGCUUGGGAGAAAGCGCAGUAUGAGAUUCAAGCAGAAAAUAUUUGCCAUACAGUCCAGAUCAAUCAGUGGUUUAGGAUUACGUUCAGCGGGAAUAUAAAUAUCAUAGGAUCAGAGAAAUCAGAUACACAGAGGCUGAUGUUUCACCCGAACAGAGAUAAUUACCAGACUUUCAAAACUGAGAUAUCAAACAGAAUUAAUCCUCCGAUUGGUCGAAUCCAAAUAGAGCUUAUAGAAGAGAAAGAACAGGAACCAAUCAUAGUGUUGAACAGUGUUAAUUGUUGCAUAACUAAAGAAACAGUAAUACCACAGGAUCCAAUCACGACAUACACGAAUCUCACAUCCUUUUCUGUCAACCUUCAAUCUCCAUCAGCUGUUAAUGAAGACAAUCAACCGAAGAAUACUCAACACUUGAUUGAUAAUGACUGUACAAUUAACGUUCUUAAGAUAAGUUCAUUAAUGCAACUAGCUAAUAAACUUAACAAGGAUGAAGCCCAGCAAUUAGCUAUACAGCUAAAAGUGUCCCCAACAGAUGUAGUAGCAAUUUCAAAGGAACUACCUAAGAUUGAUGAUUUAUUGCAUGCAGUAUUCUGGAAAUGGAGAGGAAGGCGUCCAUAUAGCAGUCAAAUUAACACUCUGAUUGCCGCAUUAUUAAGAAUUGAAAAAGAGAUUGAGGCUGAGGAAGUUAGAAUGGCACAGAAAGACGAUAGGGAAAUAAAUUUUAGCUGGUAAUUUAGAAGUAAAGGACUAUCCCUAGCAGACUGGUCAUUCUUGAUUUUGACAUGAUAUUAUCGAUUAUAAUAAGUUGAUAAUAUGAUUGUUUCAGCUCAAAAUUUGCUUGUGAUAUUUAAUCAAAAUAACUUGUAAAGGGACAUCCGGUGUAUAACACAAAGAUCUUAAAUGAACAAUGCUAAUGUUGUUUGUGUUAGAACGAUGAAUUCUACAAAGUCAAUUUUGUAUUUUAAUGUUUUAUUUUUAUAAUAAGAAUUUCAAAUAUAUCACUUCAACAUUAUUUUCAAAUGAAACACAGAAAAGUAAGUUAACUACCUUUUGUACAACUAAAAUCAAGGCAACUGCCCUAGCGAAAAUAUAUGGCAAUCUUUUUAGCGGUAGAUAUUCAUUGCAUUUCAAGAUGAGAUGAAACCUAUCUUCCAUCCCUAAAUAGAGAUCACAAUAAUAUGUAUUCUUUAUGUGUCAUAACUGUACAUUUUUAAAUACAUGCCUGUCAAUAUUAAUAACAUUUAAUUUAUUUAAGACACAGAAAUAAACAUUGUAUUUAUAAUUUGAGUUGUAAAUUUACAAAGUGUUCGAGUAUAAAGAUAUAAAAUGUCGAAAUUUUUAAAAGAAAUAAACCAAGUGCUCGCCUUGAACAUAUGUGUGGGUGUUUGAAAUUA
Molecule: messenger RNA, 3285 nt
Organism: Mytilus trossulus (common blue mussel)
Lineage: Eukaryota; Metazoa; Mollusca; Bivalvia; Mytilida; Mytilidae
Exons: 14
Coding region: 185-2623 (812 amino acids)
Biological process (GO): positive regulation of transcription by RNA polymerase II
Cellular component (GO): nucleus
Molecular function (GO): protein binding; transcription cis-regulatory region binding
Source: RefSeq, a predicted model, not a curated record